Molecule: messenger RNA, 3901 nt
Organism: Phytophthora infestans T30-4
Lineage: Eukaryota; Oomycota; Peronosporomycetes; Peronosporales; Peronosporaceae
Product: CLIP-associating protein, putative
Exons: 11
Coding region: 1-3771 (1256 amino acids)
Biological process (GO): microtubule cytoskeleton organization
Cellular component (GO): cytoplasmic microtubule
Molecular function (GO): microtubule binding
Source: RefSeq, a predicted model, not a curated record
AUGAAUCACAAGAAUUGGCGCACGCGCGAGCAGAGCUUACAUGCAGUUUGGAGGUGUCUAGAAAGGCACAAUUUGUUCAAGGCGUGGCAAGACGAACUGCUGGAUGAUGUGAGUACUAAGGUUGCUGGAAGACUCGUCAAAGAAUGUGCGCGAUGCAGCAAUUUUGACGUUGGAGAUCUUUUACACAUUCAUUGGGCCCUCGCUACUUGUACGGCAGAUUAUAGGCUGGUGAGUGACUUGGAGUGUAAGAGUAUUCGGGCAGCGCACACGAAGACUCUCACUGAACGCUUUGAGCAGAUCCCAGUUCGUUCAAAAAUCUCGGCGGGCGUUGCGCGUGCUGCUCCUUCGUGUGAUGCCGGAUCGUCUAGUGAUACCCCAGUGUCUAACAACGCCCUCCCAGAUGAUUUGUCGAUUUUGUCGUCAUACGAUCUGCAGGUUUCGUCAUCUUCUUCCUCGAUGGCCAGAUAUUUGGUCUCUGUCCAGAGCCGAACUCUGAGCGAGGCUAAGGUAACAGCAACUUCAGCAGAAGACAAGCGGUCACCGUCUCAAGUAUCCCCUACAAGCAGCCAAAUUCCACAGGACUUUAGCGCGGAGAUUUUUUCCGGAGCAGACGGCAACGAGAUCUUGGACAAGGAACUCCAACGGCAACUCGGUGUGAUAUAUGACAAACUUGAACGUGACAGUAAUUGGGACAAGCGUGUUGAUGGACUGAAGAUGCUUCAGAAAUUAGCAAACCGAUGCAGCAAAGCGUUGAAUCGUGAAGAUGCCGUUCCAUUAUUAUCUCAGGGCUUACGGGCAGUUCGUGAGCGUCUGUGUCAGCAAGUGAGCGACUUGCGAUCGUCUGUGUCCAGAGAAGCAUGCCAGACGAUUCAGAAACUCGCCAAUAUUCUUCGAGACGAGUUUAACUCGCAUGCAGAAAUAUGUCUUGGCAGUUUACUCAAGGCGACAUACGUAACUAUCCAAGUGAUUUCGACUGCAGCAGAUACAACUAUUAAAAGCAUGAUUGGAAGCACGAGCAACGGCUACGCGCGCGUGAUUCCUAAGCAAGCUGAUCGAAUGCGUCAAAUCUCGGAACCAAGUGCUACGAUACAACGCCGCGUGCUAUCUGACAUUAAUCCUUCAACAUUGGAGCGUCAGCUUCCUCAGCAAAUGUUCGUGCCGAUAAUGCCUGCUAUUUUGCAGGACGCUCUGGGAGACGUGCGUGCACAGUCCAGGGAAUGUUAUUGGUCGUAUCAGUACCUCUUCCCGAACGAGGCUAAAACCAUCUUCGCUCGCUUAGAUCGAUCAACUCAGAAGAACUUAAACGACGAUCCCUCAAAAUUCACCGCCAAAACAACGCGGCAAGCAGACUCAAGCUCGAUGGGGGCUUCAACGUCUCAAAGUUCGAGUGUUGUUCGUUCAGCACUUCGGACAACGGAUGCAGCACAGCCAGCAAUUUCUGCCGCUGGAGUGGUGGCGUUUAGUGACAAAAAACCUCGCGAGUUUAAUGCAGAAGGUUCAGUUGCCGGAAAACUGCCGAUGCGCGUACUGGAAGGGAAAUCAAUCUCGUUUGGUGUUGAUUCUAGCGAGGAAAACGUGCGAUUGCUAUCUCAAGGUCCAAUGCGUGUUGGACUAGCAGCUCGAACAAAAACGUCAGUUUCAAAAGACGGUGUCGUGUCGUCGUCUGAAACACAAAAGAUUCCUGCAGGCCCUCUUCGGGUGCUGAAUGCACCGAAGCCACCACAGCCUGCACACACCUCACGACAGGAACCACCCACUGCAGGUUUUCACACAAGCUCCCAGCAACAGCUAUCGAAAGCACUGCGAAUUCAGCUUGAAGGAGAAGCUCCAUCACCAGUUCCAAUGGACAUCGAUGAUGUGGAGACGCGUGGUCCGAAACGACUACCACUUUCGUCUAUGCCUUCACCAACUGCGUCGAAUGCAUCGAGCUCUAGAACCAAUAAUUCUAAGAGCGAUUCUGGAGACAUUAUGCCAAAGCGAAUUGCACCGGAAGCUAUUCGGAACGUCGAGAGCAGUUCCUGGUCUACUAGGCUGGAGGCUGCCGAAUACAUCGGGAAGUAUCUCGAGAAACGAGUCGACCAGAUUGAAAGUGGUGCGAUUAAGGAUUACAAGUUGGACGGCAGGAUCCAAACAGCGUUUAUCAAGCAUCUCAGCGAUUCCCACUAUCGCGUCUCACAGGGGGUGCUGAAGAAUUUGCUACCACUGCUGAAGCUUUCCAACGAUUGCCAGCGACUGCUACCUCACUUGAAAACGGUUCUGCCAAAGUUGUUUCAAAAGUUUAUAAACACCAAGGAAUCUAUUCGAGACGCUGCGAAGGAGAAUUUGGAGUACAUUGCGUCGACAUUCGAUAGCUCGACACUGGUUGCUAUUGUGAUCUCAUUAGUGGGAGAUGGAAGCAAUAUGAAGAUCAAGGCUGCCAUAUGCCACUACUUACGCGAGUUGCUGCCAGGGGCCGAAGGAUACAUGAAACAUGGUACAAACAACAGCCACAUGAGGUCAUUCCUGCUCAAAAUUGCUCUCCUAAUGGAUACAGACGUCCCAGUUUCGGUUUCAUCAGCAUGUGGUGAGCUAAUCUCGAUUGCCGCACAACUUUACGGCCCGGAGAUGGAGGUUGCUCUGGGCCUACUUCCUCCAUCCAAGCGCUUGGUUGUAUCCAAGAUCCUAAAGUCCAAGAAAAUUCUGCUCAACUCUUGCAACCCACAGCGACCACCGUUUUCAUCGUCAUCAACAGCGCCACACUCAACGCGAUCACGCGGUGAAGAGAACGACAACCAGGAAGUCCCUCCACCACUCAAACCAGAACGAAGCCGCAAGCGAGUAGAGUCACCGAGCGUGACUUCCUCCAGUCCUGCACAGAACAGCCAAAAGCGGAUCAACACAACAUUCCAGAAAGCCUCACCAUUUCCAAAGGAGGGCCUUCUCGCAAGCAGUUUUGUGGCUGUCGAUCGAGCGAACGAGAUGGCAGUAAAGACUUCAUCAUCCGAAGACAUAUCGAUUUCGAGUGGUUUGUUUGCGUCUGUGGGAGAUAGAGUGAACACGUAUGAUGUCCAGCUUGAAGAUAUUCUCCAUAUCCUCGAGCAGAACAAUUUACCCGCAUCAAAGGUGAAGCAUGUACUCCACAAGGCUUUAAAUGUCAUCGAGACUGGGUCAACGGAAACGUGGGAUCGCUGUUUUGGACGGCUACUUCUGCUGUUACUUGACGCUGCUACGGAUAACAAUCUGUAUGCAUUGAAGGUUCUACAACGGUUAGUGGAAGCACAGCCUUCUCGAGCGCAGGUAUUUUUCGAGCUGCUUCUUCAGCGUUUGAUUGGUGCGAUGGUAGAUCAAGUUGACGUGGCUCGCCACUUGAUCGAGCGUAUUCUUCGUGAUCUCAUAGUCUCUGCGAGUGACUACAAACAGACGCUGUCCGUCCUGAUUCAAUGGGAUUCCGACAGUGAGCCGCCGACACUGCAAGUGGUACUGCGGCUUAUCAAGGUGUGCUUCGAAAACUGCGAGCGCGGUAAUCACCAGGAGUCAGCAUUUCUGCUCAAGCACGACGUGGCCGCUCGUCUUAUGGGCGUACUGACGCGACGUCUCGACCAUGCGAGCUCUAGCGUUCGCAAGAACGCGGUGGACUGCCUGGUGGCGUUUCAUUUUGCGAUGAAAGAAGACAGCUCUAUUGUACCCAAGUAUCUCGCCACCGAGUUGGACGACACGCGGCGUCGGCUUGUGGAGAUCUUCAUCGACCGCGCCAAGACGGAGCGACACCGCAUAGGCUUGACGUCGACAUGAGUUACUUCUACCACCACGCCAUAGUAUUCCCUCUCCGUUUUCCUAGGUUUGCGACUGCAUAUGGAAGUCGUAAACGACUGCAUUGCAUAUAUUUGCAACUGUAGGGAAACUGAACAUUUUGAAUUGUCAA